Messenger RNA from Magallana angulata, 966 nucleotides. RefSeq lists its product as uncharacterized. Lineage: Eukaryota; Metazoa; Mollusca; Bivalvia; Ostreida; Ostreidae. Bases 52 to 780 code for a protein of 242 amino acids. The transcript is spliced from 3 exons. The record is from RefSeq and is a predicted model, not a curated record.
GUGAAAUACAAAUCAUCAGGCAACUACAAGGGAACCAAAUUCAACUCUUCGAUGCCUCUUCGUAAAAUGUUACAUAGCUUUUUUCAAACGUGUUUUCUCAUAAAUCUUUUGAUAAGCGACUCGACGCAAUGGGUGAAUUUGUACGGUGAGAAAACAGCGACUUAUCCUAAAUCUACUUGUUCUGAGAUUCCAUACGACGUUUUGAGUGCAGCUAGUUGUUUUCAAAGAUGCCUGGGGACCUUAAGAAUUCAUUAUAUGUUCAGUUACAGCAAAGAUCAACACACUUGUAUGUGUUGUGCAGAUUUAAGCGGAGAUGACCUUGUAAGUCCCCAGUGGAUCUCAUUUGUCCCAGUUUCUUGCAAAGAUGGAUACGUAACAUAUAACUAUACAAAUACCCAGAUCUGUCUUAAGUAUGUAUCAACCCCUUGUACGUACCCGGAAGCUACGGGAUAUUGUCAAGCGGAUGGAGGGGACCUCAUCAGACUCGACAGUCAACUAAAACACGAAAUAGCGACGGACUAUCUACUUCCUAUAGCCAACGGUUCUACAAUUGAUGUGUGGAUCCAAGGAACAAAAGUUGGGAACGACUGGUUCUUCCAUGACGGAUCCAAGAUGCCAGAAGACUUUGAUGCGAUCUGUCCACUUGCUUUGGACAACAACGUAAAUGAAACACAUCUUCGAGUGCAUGGGUCCAGCACAUUUCCCUGCUGGGACAUGGUGCCAACCCGUAGGUAUAGUUUUCUCUGCGAACAGUACCGCCAAUUUACUAUAUAUGAAUAAAGUGUAAAUUACAAAUAUAUUUUUUUGUUUCCAAGAAAUAUCGAAAAACAGUGAACUGUUUUUAUUCAAUAUUUCAUAUAAUUAAAUGUUAACAUAUUUACGUGCUGUUGUCUUUGAUGUAUAAUCAGAUUUUGUUCUCGAUGGUUGUAUGUUGUAAUAAGAUUAAUAAAUGGCACACAACUCCAU